ACUAUAUAAGCAACUCGCAGCGCUCUCCUCUCUGUAAAUUUUGGAAAAUCUCUUCGUUGGCGUUGGCUGUGGUGGUGUAGUCGUCGCAUUAAAUUUAAAUCAAAUCGAAUCGGCGGUGCGCGUGCAGACUGUUUAGAAUUCCUACAUAUAUUAAUUGAAUCGGACGAGAUCGACGGCCAAAGUCGUGGUCUUAUCGAGCUCUGUGCACGCAUGCAAAUUUUCGACAUAUAACAGCCGCGACUUCUUAGACCGCAGCGCACUAGUCAGAGCAGUUUCGCCGGGACAGCAGCUACUCCCGCAAACCCAAACAGCUAAACUGAAGCCAACUCAGCCAAAUCACCUGUGGAGAUUUCGUAAUCCCAUCCAGGAAUAUUCCGAACGCGAGUGAAAGUGCGCGAGUGUUGGUGCGGCCAAAGCAAACACAGUUUCUCGUAUCAAUUGCAGCAGCGGUGUCAGUAGUACAUCACCAUCUGAACCAAAGCCAUCAUGAGUGGAUACACAGACCUCACCAAGCUGGAGACAAGUCGGAACUGCCUGCGCCGCAUCGCCCGUCACGAUGAGCAGCAGUUCUCCAAAGACAGCAUCGUCAAUGUGAUGGAGAAGUUUGUAAAGACUGUCAACAUUAUGGACGACACCAUACUGGUGCCAUGCAGGCUCAUGGAUCGACAGAUCGGCGACAGCACUGACAUCAUCCCAGCCACCGGCAAGGACUCAACCGCCAACCAGCUGACACUGAGCUCCAGUGCCCACGGAAAGCGGGGGGCAGCGCACUCGAAGAACGUGCACGACUUCCUCAGCGCCUCCGAGCUGUUCAAUCUGUACAACAUGCUGAACUCGCUAAAGAAGGAUCUGCUCUGGACCGCCAACCAGGAGGACGACGAGCAGCAGCACCCACACCAGGAGCUCAGCGGCACCCCCAGUUCCGCUUCCAGUUGCAAUCCCACCGAGAGCAAGACUGAGUCCAGCAGCGGCAGCCCAAACACAGCCGCCUCGGGCAGCGCCAAGGGUCACGUACGCCGCACCUCCACCGCCUCGAUGAUGUCCACCAACUCGGUGAGCAACAUGAGCGACUCGGACUCCGACAUCUCGCAGGAGAACGACUCGGGCCUGGAGUCGGACGGCAACAAGAGCGACAACGCGCAGAGCAGCGACGGCAGCGACAUCGUGGACGUGGCCAAGUCGAAGCAGGGCUCCGGAGACAAGGCCACGGAGCUGGCGCAGCGCUGCCGGAGACAUCUGAACGGUCUGUACCAGUGCUUGGAACAAAUGACAGAGGCGGCCAACUACCUGACCGCCAGAUACCAAAGUGAUAUUGGGCCCGUUUAGGACGGCCACUCAACGCCUUCUCGACCCUCUUCUCCUAUGCCUCCUACUCCCAAACUUUCACUUCCUUUCGAGCUGGGCGGGGUUACCUUUAUAACAUAGUCGCGGGCGGGUCUUUUCUCUCAUUAGUAUCAAGGGAACCAAGUGGGAGGGCUUCUUUAACUUUAACUAUAACUAUAACCGUAUCUGUAUAUCUAUAUCUAUGUAUAUGAUUAUAUAUAUGUAUGUGUAUCUUGAGGGGGUGCUAAGUAAGACAUAUGGAGAUCGUAUGUGUGCAUGAGGAUUGUAUAAAUGUAUAACUGAGGAUGAUGAACAACAACUGGUAGUUAUAGUGAUGGAUAAAGCAGCGCCUAAAGCAACAAAUCAAGCAAAGUUCUAUUGUAAAAAUUGUAACCUCUUCGUUGUGUCUCUCUUAUGGUUUAAAAGGGGCAGCGAAUCGAAACAGAAAUCGCAGAAGCCAAUCAAUUAAGUCGCGGCCAUUCCUUCUGAAGCCGUUGGGGUCCACUGCGCCCAAGUCAAAAGCGUUAUCCAUUGCGUUGCUGAGGCUCCAACCCAUAAAAUAUCCCCUAUUCUUUGCAAUUUGAUUUUCGUAUAUGUAUUGGAUAGAUAGCUAUAGCUAUGGGAACUGCAGAAACAACACUAAAGCAAACAAUGUUCAACAAGUACAAGAAAUCUAAUUUCUAACUAAACUACGAUACGAACACACAAGUGAAGUGGGAGCGGAGCGGAAGCGGUUGUGGGCGACCACUUCACUUUUAGCCUGUAUGCAAAUUGAUAUAUUCCACAAUUGUUAUUGUAAUUGUUUAAGCCCAAUUUGUGCCGUUAUGUUUCGUUUGAUUUUCUCUUCGCCACCGACCAGCGGCCUCCAGGCGAUCCGGCGGUGAGGAGAUGGGGAUGGGGAACUCUAGCAGACGUCACAGCUAGUCGCCCGGAGAUCCGCCUGCAUCUCGCUGGUUCGGCAUCGAAGACCAAAGAGCAAACUGUAAAUUACUAACGUUAAUAGCGCUUGUGCGAAAGCAAAAGAGAAUUAUUUAUACACAAUAAAUAAAUUUUACUUAGAAAAUA
Molecule: messenger RNA, 2388 nt
Organism: Drosophila ficusphila
Lineage: Eukaryota; Metazoa; Arthropoda; Insecta; Diptera; Drosophilidae
Product: dentin sialophosphoprotein
Exons: 3
Coding region: 487-1326 (279 amino acids)
Biological process (GO): regulation of lipid biosynthetic process
Cellular component (GO): cytosol
Source: RefSeq, a predicted model, not a curated record